This is a messenger RNA of Diospyros lotus (date-plum), 1899 nucleotides long. RefSeq names its product probable serine/threonine-protein kinase PBL16. The transcript has 6 exons. The record is from RefSeq and is a predicted model, not a curated record. Gene Ontology annotation, biological process: protein phosphorylation. Lineage: Eukaryota; Viridiplantae; Streptophyta; Magnoliopsida; Ericales; Ebenaceae. Gene Ontology annotation, molecular function: ATP binding; protein kinase activity. Bases 498 to 1646 code for a protein of 382 amino acids.
GGAAAUAGAAUGCGCCGGAGCGCACUAACGAGAGAGAGGGAGAGAAGAACAAAAUAGAAAAACUAGUACUAAAGCAAACCCCAACGCAACACGAGGAGAGAGUGAGUGCAGAAAACAAAGAAAACAAAAAUCCCUGCCACCAAGACCCAGCGCCCACCUCUACAGUCACCCCAUCAUUGCCUUGCCACCCACAGCCACACACCUUCUCUCUCUCUCUCUCUCUCACUUAGACUUUGAGAUAGCUACCACAACCACUAUCACAAUCACAAUCACGCUCACAAACAACAGCAUAUUCCUUUACCAUCGAUCUGUUUGUAUCAUCUCUCAAAACCCAUUUCAUCAUUUUGGGGGUUAUUCUCCUUUUGGAGUUGAGUUGGUGGAAGAUGAUGAUCGCGAAGAGAAUAGAGCUCGAUGAGUUUCGGUGAUGAUGACAGUAUGGAUUAUUAGUUGUUGGUUUUGUUGAGUCCGUCGUCCGUCGUCGGCUGCUUCAGUGCAGAAUGGGAAACUGCUGGUGUAAAUGGGAGCCUUCCGUAUACAGAAUCUCUUCCAACGCUAAAUCAGAGUGUUCCAAAGAAGAAAGCCCAUCACUAGUGAAGGCAAGAAAGGAUGAGAGUAAGUUACCAUCAAAUCCCGAAGAAGUAGAGCACUUGCGUCGUAGUUCUGCUGCAAAUCCUUUAAUAGCUUUCACUUUUGCUGAACUGAAGACAAUUACCGAAAAUUUUAGACAAGAUCACUUGUUAGGUGGAGGAGGAUUUGGAAGUGUUUACAAGGGGUUCAUUGCCGAGGAUCUGAGGGAGGGACUUCAACUUCAGCCCAUCCCAGUAGCAGUUAAGGUUCACGAUGGGGAUAACAGUUAUCAGGGCCAUAGAGAAUGGCUGGCCGAGGUCAUUUUCUUGGGGCAGCUUUCUCAUCCAAAUUUGGUGAAAUUGAUUGGAUACUGCUGUGAAGAUGAACAUCGGGUAUUGAUAUACGAGUACAUGGCGCGGGGCAGCGUGGAAAACAAUUUAUUUUCAAGAGUAUUGCUUCCUCUUCCAUGGUCCAUUAGAAUGAAGAUUGCCCUAGGCGCUGCAAAAGGACUUGCUUUUCUUCAUGAAGCUAAGAAGCCUGUCAUCUAUCGUGAUUUUAAGACCUCUAAUAUCUUGCUUGACUUGGACUACAAUGCAAAGCUUUCUGAUUUUGGACUUGCUAAAGAUGGACCAGUUGGGGAUAAAUCUCAUGUUUCUACUCGCAUCAUGGGAACUUAUGGUUAUGCAGCGCCAGAGUACAUUAUGACAGGGCAUCUGACACCUAGAAGUGAUGUUUACAGCUUUGGAGUAGUUCUUCUUGAACUUCUCACUGGCAGAAAAUCUUUAGACAAGUCUAGACCGGCGCGUGAACAGAACCUCACGGACUGGGCUCUACCAUUACUAAGAGAGAAGAAGAAACUGCUGAACAUUGUAGAUCCAAGAUUAGAUGGAGAUUAUCCAAUUAAGGGAGUUCACAAGGCUGCCAUGCUUUCUUAUCAUUGUCUCAACCGCAAUCCAAAAGCAAGACCACUAAUGCGAGACAUAGUCGAUUCCUUGGAGCCCCUUCAGGCUAUUCCUCCUCCUCCUCCUCCUCCUCCAUAUGAGGUCUCUAAUGACAAGUCUACUUUGUCAUACGGUUGAAUCGAUUGGAUGCAGAGAAUGUCAAACUAAAGGAGGAAGAAGAAAAAGAAGAAGAAGAUGAAGAAGCUGCAAAACUGAAACAUCCAGCCGACUAGACUCGAACGCUUCCUUUUCUUCAUCUUUCUUGUUCUCCCACGUACUCUUAUCUCUGGUGGAGAGUUUUUGCGACACAUGGAAUUAACUUGAAUCUCUUUCUAUCGGCACUCUGAAAAAAAGGAAAGAAAAGCUCUUUUUUAUUUUAUUUUUUAUUUUU